AUGGGCCACAUCAAACCGCAGGACGGGCAGCCGCGCUCGCACAAAGGGAAUGAAGGUGCCGCACAGGCAGUGAGCCUCGCCUGGCUCGCGCCGUCGUCGGUGCACAUCAGCCUCGACAGCUGGCUGUGGCGCGCCAUCGAGCGGCUGUACCAGCUGCCGAACCCGCCGUCGCCGCGCAAGCGCACCCGGCCCAUGGAGGUCAUCUGCGUCGGCCUACCGCGGUCCGGCACCGAGUCGCUGCAGCAGGCCCUGCUAAUGCUCGGCUACGACUACACGUACCACGGCUGGGAUAUAGUCUACGACGACGAAUGCCACUCGCCGGGCUGGGUGCGCCUAGCACGAAAAAAAUGGUACUCGUCGCCCUCAUCAUCCCCCUCCUCCAAACGAACCCCGCCAGCAACGCUCACAGCGGCGGACUUCGACGCGCUGCUGGGGCACGCGGUAGCCGUCACCGACGCAGCGGCCAGCGUGUUCGCGGCGGACAUGAUCGCGGCGUACCCGUCGGCCAAGGUGGUGCUCAACACGCGGCGCGACGGGGCGGCGUGGCGCCGCAGCCUCGAGGCCACGCUGGUGCACGCCAACGCCAGCUGGGCCUUCUAUGUCGCGUCGUGGCUCGACCGCGAGUGCUUCUGGGCCUGGCACGUCUUCGAGCGCUUCCUCUGGCCGCUGCUGUUCCGCGCCCCCGACGGCGACAUGGCCAAGGCGAUACGCGGGAACGCCGCGUGGGUUCAUCAGGAGCACAGCAGCAUGAUCCGCGGCCUCGUGCCCAAGGAGCGGCUGCUCGAGUGGCAGAUCGAGGACGGCUGGGAGCCGCUGUGCCGAUUCCUGGGCAAGCCGGUGCCCGAGGCCGAGUUCCCGCACGCCAACGCGGUCAGCGGCGGCUGGAAGGCCCGCGAGGAGCAGUGCAACAAGCGAUGGGUCGAGCGUGCCUUUGUCAACCUGUUUCUUUUGUUAGCCGCGCUAGUGCUAGGCGCCUACUUCGUGGCGAGGACAUGUCUUUGAUCACUUUGCGUACACGCCCAAAAUACCAAGAGCUGUUGCUUUUGUACAGGAGGCCUUAUUGUUCACGGGGA
Molecule: messenger RNA, 1073 nt
Organism: Lasiosphaeria miniovina
Lineage: Eukaryota; Fungi; Ascomycota; Sordariomycetes; Sordariales; Lasiosphaeriaceae
Exons: 3
Coding region: 1-1002 (333 amino acids)
Source: RefSeq, a predicted model, not a curated record